Molecule: messenger RNA, 1323 nt
Organism: Tetranychus urticae (two-spotted spider mite)
Lineage: Eukaryota; Metazoa; Arthropoda; Arachnida; Trombidiformes; Tetranychidae
Source: RefSeq, a predicted model, not a curated record
AAGUGGAUUGAAAUCAUCUCUCGAUUUACUCUUCGCCAAGUUGAUGGAUUAAAUCCCGAAAAAGAAUACGAAUUUAGAGUCUAUGCUGAAAAUAUUUAUGGACGAAGUGAACCUUCUGAUGUUACAAGUGUUAUUAAAACUAAACCAAGUGAAAAAGAUAAGCUCAAGAAACGUCACUGGUUAACGGAUGCUCAUGGACGUAAGGUUAGAGGGACCAGUUGAUAUUAAAACAUCAUCCAUCUAUGAUUUCUAUGGCAUUCUGGAAGAAAUUGGUACAGGAGCUUUUGGUGUGGUCCACAAGUGUCGUGAAAAACGAUCAGGUCAAAUAUUUGCCGCUAAAUUCAUUCCGGUUGCUCAUCCAUAUGAAAAAUCUGUGAUUCGUAAAGAGAUUGACAUAAUGAAUCAACUUCAUCACAAUAAGCUGAUACGUUUGCAUGAUGCUUUUGAAGAUGAUGGUGAAAUGAUAUUGAUUUAUGAAUUUAUGUCUGGUGGAGAGUUAUUUGAAAGGAUAACCACCGAAGGAUAUCACAUGUCAGAAGCCGAAGUAAUUAACUACAUGAGACAAAUUUGUGAAGGAGUUAAACACAUGCACGAGAAAAAUAUCAUUCAUUUAGACCUAAAACCCGAAAAUAUUAUGUGUCAAGCUAAAAACUCUAGUGCCGUAAAGAUUAUUGACUUUGGAUUGACAACCACAUUGGAUCCUAAUGAGGUAAUUAAAAUACCAGUUGGAACAGCCGAGUUUGCCGCACCAGAGAUUGUUGAACGAGAACCUGUUGGUUUCUAUACCGAUAUGUGGGCUGUCGGAGUUUUAGCCUAUGUAUUGCUUAGCGGUUUUUCACCUUUUGCUGGUGACAAUGAUAUUGAAACAUUGAAAAAUAUUAAAGCCUGUGAUUGGAACUUUGAUGAAGAUGCCUUCCGCAACAUUUCGGACGAGGCCAAAGAUUUUAUUCGUAAAUUAUUAACACGCCAUAAGGAGAAGAGACUUACGGCUCAUGAGUGCCUUGAACAUGCAUGGCUCAAGGGAACCGGAGGAACAACUCCAAUAUCCAAUCCGUGAUCGUAUUCGAGCUAAAUAUGCAAUUACUGGUGGUCCGUAUGACCCAUUGGUCACAUUUCAAACUACUCUUUUCUUGGGUAACUAAAAUGAAUCAAAUCCUAAAUCCAUAUCAACUUGAUUUUAAUAAUACCUUCCAACUUGUAAGUUUUCAAUUCAAUGGCAGUUCGAUUACUGAUAAAUCUGUAAGUCAAUCAUUUCUAUGUAAGCUGUUGAAUUAAAUAAACUGUUCAUAUGCUGCACUGUGUAGUAAUUGAAUGAACUGUAAA